GGACAGGGACCAGUGGCCGCUGGGGACGGAGGGGACAGGAGCGCGGGGCAGACAGAAGGGCUGAAAGGGGGAGCCCCGACAUCUGGCCCGGGGGGGUCCAAUGGCCCCACCUUCACGUACACCUUCCGGGGCGACCCCCAUGCGAUGUUCGCCGAAUUCUUCGACGGUCGCAACCCCUUCGACACCUUCUUCGUCCAACGCAACGGGGAUGAUGAGGACGGUGAUGACACCUUCACCACCUUCCAUGUGGGAGGUUUCGGUGGCGUUGGCUUCCCCCGCGGUCGGGGGGGGCCAGAAGGCACCUGCCGUAAGCAAGACCCCCCGGUCCUCUACGACCUGAAGGUCUCCCUGGAGGAGAUCUACAGUGGUUGCACCAAGAAGAUGAAGAUCUCCCACAAGCGUCUCAACCCCGACGGGAAGACGGUGCGUAACGAGGACAAGAUCCUCACCAUCGAGGUGAAGCGGGGUUGGAAGGAGGGCACCAAGAUCACCUUCCCCAAAGAGGGCGACCAGACCCCCAACAACAUCCCUGCCGACGUUGUCUUCGUCCUCAAAGACAAACCCCACGGCGUCUUCCGCCGGGAGGGCUCGGACAUUGUCUACCCGGCAAAGAUCAGCCUCCGCGAGGUGAUGUUCUGCACCCUCAACACGCACAAGGUGGACAUGGAGAAGCUGCUGGGCGGCCAGAUCGGCCUCGAGGACUUCAUCUUCGCCCACACCAAGGGCCAGCGCAAGGAGGUCAAGGUCUUCAAGUCAGAGGAGGCCUUGGGUCUCACCAUCACUGACAACGGCGCUGGCUACGCCUUCAUCAAGGUGACACCCCCGGGAGGGGACAUUGUCACCGGGCAGGGAGACCUGGGGGUGCUCAGAGAAGGCCCUGAGCCACCCUGGGAGACAUCCCUCAAGCUGGGCCUCCUGGAGCGUGAGGACCCCUGGAGCAGCGUGAGCCACCCCCUCCGAAGCUUCUUCUUUCCAGUUGCAAUCAGUGACUCUGCACCCGGGGGACCCAGUGCCCCCCCCCCCAAGUGCGGCACAACCCUUCAAGUGGUGGAGAACAAGAAGACGCUUUGUGCUUG
Aptenodytes forsteri (emperor penguin) is the source of this 1076-nucleotide messenger RNA. Its product is annotated as dnaJ homolog subfamily B member 1-like. NCBI's taxonomy places the organism in Eukaryota, Metazoa, Chordata, Aves, Sphenisciformes, Spheniscidae. Gene Ontology annotation, cellular component: cytosol. The annotation marks the transcript as partial. Gene Ontology annotation, molecular function: Hsp70 protein binding; transcription corepressor activity. The record is from RefSeq and is a predicted model, not a curated record. The transcript has 5 exons.